Alternaria alternata is the source of this 1171-nucleotide messenger RNA. RefSeq lists its product as hypothetical. The record is from RefSeq and is a predicted model, not a curated record. The transcript is spliced from 2 exons. Lineage: Eukaryota; Fungi; Ascomycota; Dothideomycetes; Pleosporales; Pleosporaceae. The coding region runs from base 53 to 757 and encodes 234 amino acids.
AAAUGCCCGCAGUUAGCCGUUGCGUCAUCGCACCGCGUGGAAUCGCGAAACCAUGGACAGGCUGCUUCGACGUCCCCCUCGAUAUCCAGUACACACAAAGAACUACGCGGACAAGACAAAUAUUCCUACAGUAUUACACACCAUCCAGCGGCUCAUCCACCGUAGAACCUUCUCAUCGUUCUGCGCCUGUGUCCAAAACAGCCAACCCACGCGUCGUACCCUCUACUCCAGCGCCUUCGUCCCACGUCCCUUCCCCUCCACACGUGUUAGUUCCAACUCGCUUGAUCGGCGAUCCACCCUUCACAACAUGUCUUCCGACGCAGACUACGCCGCUUUUCUCGACAAAGCAAAUCAAGACACCGGCUCGGCGGAGACCAAGGACGCGUCGCAGAAGAAGAGCUAUGGUACCAAGAGCGUAAACACUGCCGUGCCGAAGAUACUAGAACAGGUAGAAGAGUACUACGUUAGCGAUUCAGAUGAACCGUUUGAGCCUGUUGCGCUAGAAUUCAAGGGUGACAACGUAUCAGCUGAGGACCUGAAGUCACUCAUCGGAAACUCCAACGUGGAACAGGUUCAGAACACCGGCUUGGAAAGCCAAUACAAAAAGGUCAUGGAGGCGGUGAAGGAAGCCGGGAACGGCACCGUAAAGGUCUUCAGGGUGGAGCUCGAGGGCACGAGGGCAGAGUACUACGUUGUGGCAGUCGAUGACAAGAACGGCAGGAUCGUGGGCCUCAAAGCUCUUGCUGUGGAGUCGUAAGCUUGCAUUGCACACAGGAAAAUGAGAUGAACUAUGAUGCGCAAGACGGAUUGUACACAUGCCGAUCUACAUUGAACGAGUUGAGGUCAUGCGCGUGGGUGACCAUGGCGCGAAUAACGCCGUUUGAAACAUGAGGGAUGCUGGGAUAUGGUGGAUAGUCGACGAGGGACUGCUGACAGAUGGUGGAGCGUGCAGGCUAUGAUGCGACGUCAGAAAUUCAGUUCUGGUUCAAGCUUUUCGGUCAUCGUAGAUCUGCGUGUUCAACGUUCCGGGUAUUGAUUCGAUCAGCCCUCUCGGUUUGGCACAAUACUCGCGGACGUUGGAUAACAACCACAAUUUGAGUCAUGUGUAUGGUACAAGACUGUUGAUCUGUGUAGCUGCAUCUCUACAAUGUACGAUGGUCAAUGCUUUGGG